Molecule: messenger RNA, 1634 nt
Organism: Momordica charantia (bitter melon)
Lineage: Eukaryota; Viridiplantae; Streptophyta; Magnoliopsida; Cucurbitales; Cucurbitaceae
Product: NagB/RpiA/CoA transferase-like superfamily protein
Biological process (GO): translational initiation
Cellular component (GO): eukaryotic translation initiation factor 2B complex
Molecular function (GO): translation initiation factor activity; guanyl-nucleotide exchange factor activity
Source: RefSeq, a predicted model, not a curated record
UCGUUCCCGAAAUAAUUUAUCCAAAUCACUGUGAUAAUUAAGAUUGAUUUCGCCCAUAAUCGGUUUGUGGAGAGAGAUCCAGUCGCCGGAAUCUCCGAAUCGGAGCGCCACCCGCCGAUUCCCUCACUUUCAGUUUCCAUUUCCCUAUCAAAAACCCAACAAAAUUAGAUUCUUUUCAUCGAUUCGUACGAACAUAAAUGUGGUGGAGAUCGGCCUCUUUCAUCCUCGACAAGCAGCAAUCCGAAGGCGUUUCAAAACCCCCCGAAACCCUUUCCAUCUCCCAGUCCCCACCCGCGCAAUCCUCUAUGGCUGACGCCUUCCAGAAUCCAAACCCUAAAAUCUCUGCCUAUUACCAAAGUAGGGCUGCCCACACCGCCGUCGUCACCAGUGACUGGCUCGCCCAGGCGCAGGCCGCAGUCGGGUUCCAGGCCGACGGCCAACCACCGUCGGAAACCGACGUUAGGGAUUCUGAAUCCAGCAAGCCAUUCUGUGUCAUCGAUGAAUUUGAUAACUGGAGGAAACUGCCGGAUUUAGCUGAGGCAGUUGCAGCUAUUCGGGCUUUGGCGGCUGUAAUAAGGUCUAGUCAGGCCACGACCAUGAUGGAGCUCGAAAUUGAGCUGAAAAAGGCCUCGGACUCUCUAAAAUCGUGGGAUACGACUUCUAUAUCAUUAACAGCUGGCUGUGAUUUGUUCAUGCGUUAUGUAACUCGAACAUCGGCUUUAGAAUAUGAGGACUUCAAGUCUGCCAAGUCUCGCUUGAUUGAGCGGGCAGAAAAGUUUGGGGAGAUAUCUUGUAAGGCACGAAGAGUUAUUGCAAUGCUUAGUCAGGAUUUCAUUUUUGAUGGCUGUACAAUUUUGGUCCAUGGUUUCUCUAGAGUUGUUAUGGAAGUUCUGAAGUUGGCUGCACAGAAUAAGAAGCUCUUCAGAGUGUUUUGCACUGAAGGAAGACCAGACAGGACAGGUUUGCGUUUAUCCAAUGAGCUUGCUAAACUAGAUGUCCCAGUAAAGCUACUAAUUGACUCAGCAGUAGCGUAUACGAUGGAUGAGGUUGAUAUGGUGCUAGUUGGGGCUGAUGCAGUAGUUGAAAGUGGAGGUAUAAUCAACAUGAUGGGCACGUAUCAAAUUGCAUUAGUGGCACAUAGCAUGAACAAACCGGUGUAUGUGGCUGCUGAGAGUUAUAAGUUUGCUCGACUCUACCCAUUGGAUCAGAAAGACAUGGCCCCUGCCCUGCGUCCCAUUGACUUUGGGGUUCCUAUCCCAUCCAAGGUUGAAGUUGAAAAGUCUGCUCGAGAUUAUACUCCUCCUCAGUACCUUACUCUUCUCUUUACAGAUUUGGGCGUUCUCUCUCCAUCUGUGGUGAGUGACGAGCUCAUCCAACUAUAUUUAUAGUCAAACUCAAACGUGUAGUGUUUGAUUUUUUGCACCAUAUAGUAACAAUUCAGAAACAAAUCUGCCUCAUGACGACCUAAAGCAUGGAUACUUUUACUCUAGAAACAAUCUUGUUUGUAUUCAGUAAUCAGUGUUCCAAAUGUAGUCUAGUUUUUGGGAUGUGAACUUUCUGCACGUCUAAGCAUACCUGAUAAGUGCACGUAUACUUUCUAUAAAACAGUGCACGUUAUGUUGUGCUGUUACUUA